Molecule: messenger RNA, 998 nt
Organism: Gavia stellata (red-throated loon)
Lineage: Eukaryota; Metazoa; Chordata; Aves; Gaviiformes; Gaviidae
Product: aldo-keto reductase family 1 member B1-like
Cellular component (GO): cytosol
Molecular function (GO): aldose reductase (NADPH) activity
Source: RefSeq, a predicted model, not a curated record
AUGGCGGCCUACCUAGAGCUGAACACCACGGCCAAGAUACCGCUCCUGGGGCUGGGCACAUGGAAGUCCCCAGCUGGGCAAGUAACAGCUGCAGUGAUGGCUGCCAUCGAUGCUGGGUACCGCCACUUUGAUUGUGCCUAUGUGUACCAGAAUGAGAGUGAAGUUGGGGAAGGGAUCCAGCAGAAAAUCAAGGAAGGCGUGAAAUGAGAGGACGUCUUCAUCGUCAGUAAGCUAUGGUGCACAUUUCAUGACAAACCUCUAGUGAAGGGAGCCUGCCAGAAGACUCUUACUGACCUGAAACUGGAUUACCUGGAUCUCUACCUCAUGCACUGGCCUCUUGGGUUCAAGGCAGGGGAGGAGUUGUUUCCCACAGAUGACAAAGGCAUGUCAAUACCCAGCAACACUGAUAUUCUACACACAUGGGAGGCCAUGGAAGAGCUGGUGGAUGCUGGUCUGGUAAAAAGAGUAUCUCCAACUAAAAAGUUGAUAAAAAGUAUCUCCAACUUUAACCAUGAGCAGACUGAAAGAAUGUUGAACAAACCAGGACUGAAGCACAAGCCUGCCAAUAACCAGAUUGAAUGUCACCCAUACCUUACCCAGGAGAAGCUGAUCAAGUACUGUCAAUCCAAAGGGAUUGCUGUGACAGCAUACAGUCCGCUUGGCUCUCCUGACAGGCCAUGGGCUAAGCCAGAGGAUCCUUCCCUUCUGGAUGACCCCAAGAUCAAAGAGAUUGCAACCAAGCACGACAAAACACCAGCACAGGUUCUCCUUUGCUUCCAGAUCCAGAGAAAUGUGAUUGCGAUUCCCAAGUCUGUCACACCACAGCGCAUUGUGGAGAACUUCGAGGUGUUUGACUUUGAAUUGACUAAAGAGGAGAUAGAAACUAUUUUCAGCUUUAACAGAAACUGGAGAGUAUAUACAAUGAGAACGUGCAAAACUUGCAGGGAGUACCCUUCCAAUGCAGAAUACUGAAGAUGGUCAUAUCCUGCCCUCAUCCU